Calidris pugnax (ruff) is the source of this 1058-nucleotide messenger RNA. RefSeq names its product alpha/beta hydrolase domain-containing protein 14A-like. The coding region runs from base 100 to 873 and encodes 257 amino acids. Lineage: Eukaryota; Metazoa; Chordata; Aves; Charadriiformes; Scolopacidae. The record is from RefSeq and is a predicted model, not a curated record. Gene Ontology annotation, cellular component: cytoplasm. The transcript has 4 exons.
GAGCUGAGGAGAGCGCCGUGGUCUGGGGCCGUCCCCCCCCUCCGCCCCCCCCCGGGUUCCAGCCCCUCGCUGCCAUUUUCCUUCCCCCGGGGAGCGGCGAUGCUGCCCGCCCGCAGCCGCCUGGGGCUCCUGCUCCUCGGGGCGCUCCUCGCCCUCGUCCUCUACGUCCUGCUCCCGGCCACCCGGCACGGGCAGCACUCGGCGGGUGCCCGGCCUGAGGAGGGGGAGCGGGGCCGGUGGGCCGCCAACGCCACUGUGCGAAGGGGGAUGGCUGCGGGGGAGCCCCCCGUCUUCUACCGGGAGGUUUCUUCAGGGCCUCGGGCCAGCAGCCCCGGGAGGCCCGAUGUCCUGUUCCUGCAUGGCCAGGCCUUCACCUCCAAGACGUGGGAGGCCUUGGGCACGCUGGCCCUGCUUGCCGGAGAAGGCUACCGUGCGGUCGCAAUAGAUCUGCCUGGCUAUGGGGAUUCACCCCCAGCGGAGAUGGUGGCCUCGGCGCAGGGUCGGGUGGCCUUCCUGGACCAUGUCCUACAGGAGUUGGGCAUGCAGAGGCCCGUUCUCGUCAGCCCGUCCAUGAGUGGCCGCUUUGCCCUGCCAUUCCUCCUGGCACGGGGGGACCGGCUGGCCGGCUUCGUGCCCAUUGCACCCGUGGGCACCAAGGACUACACUGCUGAGCAGUACCAGCAGGUCCAGACACCCACCCUGAUCCUGUACGGUGACCGUGACAAACACCUGGGUCUCCAGGCCUUGCAGAGCCUCCAGCACCUCCCCAGGCACCGGGUGGCCGUGGUGCCCGACGCUGGCCAUGCCUGCUACCUGGACAAGCCGGAGGACUUCCACCGAGCCCUGCUGGGCUUCCUGCACCAGCUGAAGUGAGCGCCGCCUCAUCCCCUGCCGAGGAGAGGACAAGGGACCUGGGCGUCCUGAGGGGACUGGGAGGCAGGGGUGGCUGGCGUGAGGGGUGCCCUUCUCUUUUGGGGGGUCCCCAGGGUGGCAAGGGGUAGGACACCGAUGGUGUCCCUUGUCUGUCACGAGGCCAAUAAACUGAUGCUGCUCCGGUU